This is a messenger RNA of Phascolarctos cinereus (koala), 3741 nucleotides long. It is a transcript of the gene NOXRED1, whose product is annotated as NADP dependent oxidoreductase domain containing 1. Gene Ontology annotation, molecular function: pyrroline-5-carboxylate reductase activity. Lineage: Eukaryota; Metazoa; Chordata; Mammalia; Diprotodontia; Phascolarctidae. Gene Ontology annotation, biological process: L-proline biosynthetic process. The record is from RefSeq and is a predicted model, not a curated record.
CCCAAAUGGGGUCAUGAAGAGUCAGACACCACUGAAAAACAACUGAACUGAACAACAACACACCUACUUCCCUCAAAACAUGUAUAGUCAUCAUGGAGAUAGCACAAGGUAGAGAAGCAGGGUGGCAUAGUGGAAAGUACACUGGCCUCCGAGUUAGAGGAUUCUAGUUAGCUUUGCCACUAACUAGUGAGUGGUAUUUAAGAGGAAGCUAGAUGACUCUGAAGGAUUCAUUCACUGGGUAGAGGUUGAACUAAUUGACCUCUUAGUUCCCUUCUAAAUCAAAGGAUUCUAGUGACAUGACCCUAAAUAAGUUAGUUUAUGAAUCUAGGCAUCAGGUUUAUCUGGUAAAAUGAAGGGGGGGUUGGACUGGAUCAUUUCUAAGGUCUCUCUUCCAACUAAAACUUCUGACUCUGGUGACCACAUAGUAUAUGAGGUGGCAGGACGGACGGAGAUGAUACACAUGGAUGCAUAGCAAAGUGCCUCACACAUCGUAAGCAUUUGAGGGGAGAGUUUUGGUCCAGACCUAUGAUCUCAUUGGUGUGGGGUUCUCCAUGUAAGUAAAUACCCUCCACCACUAUGACUGUUCUGCAGCUUCUGAGUCUUAAGAAUGUUGGGGGCACUAAUAAACUGAGUGACUUACCCAGGAUCGCAUGAUCUAUAUCAGAGGCACAGGACCUAGAGGGGCUUUCUGACUGAAUCAAUUUAUCUGCCAAAUUAAUGUUUAUUAAUUAUAGGUAUGCACAUACGCUACAUUUUCAUUGCAUCUCCAGAAGAUACAUAGUCUGUCCUUCCACUUAGUCUUUGUAUUGCUGGUCCUUUCAUGUUUAGUUUUUCCCACCAUUCCCCUAGUCUUGCCUCUAGUAGCUGAAAAGGCAGGAGUCCAGUUUACUAAGCUGGUAUUGGUAUUUAUUUCCAGUUUCCAAGCAAAUAAAGUUUGAUAAGCUGUUUCCAUUUCAGAGCAUUUUUACAAGCUGACCAGCAAGCCUAGGUGUUGACUGAUCAGAUCAAGUUAAUUCCUUGUGGAAUAUGUGGGCUACAUUGGGCAUGUUGAUGGCUGGUUAUUUCUGGCCCAUCACUAAUACAUGAGGGACAGAAAAGACAUGGCACCCCUGGGUAUGUGAGCUCAAUCAGUGAUUAGAAAUGUGCCAUGACCUCUGUUCAUUCAGAGAACAGGAUUUGACUACAAAGUCCUGAGGAAUAGGAUGGAAUGACUAGCCCUGAAUCAUAAGUACUGGGACUGGAAGAUAUGGAGACUGUAGACCUGAUGGACAAUCUGAAGUCCCUGCAAUUUGAGCAAGGGGUUCAAGAGGAAGAGACCCCUUGGCUGUUUCUUCAGAGCCGUUCCCGAGGAUUAAUGAUCCAAGCCUGUGCCCAUGCAGCAUUUUUCUGCAGACUGCUCCGGGCCUUGAGGAAAAUGGAUGGGAGCACCUCAGUCUCGAUGCUACCAUCAGAGGAGGAGGAGGAAGACCCAUAUAAAAAACCUUCCAAAAGAGAUCUAAAAGUGGGCAUCAUUGGAGGUGGACGACUGGGAAAGCAGUUGGCUCUAGUGUUACUCCACUGGGCCUCCAUCCCUGCCCAGAGCCUUCACAUCUCCACUCGGAGGCCAGAGACCCUAAAUGACCUCCAGAAAAUGGGGAUCCAGUGCUUUUACCACAACUGUUUUCUGGUAGAGUGGGCUAAUCUGGUCUUCCUCUGCUGUCUGCCAUCCCAGCUGCCUCAUAUUUGCUUGGAAAUCAACACUAGACUAGCGAAAUCCUGCAUUGUGUAUAGCCUGGUUACUGCUGUCCCUCUGCCUAGGCUGAAGCAGCUGCUAUGCCACCCCACUAUCUUGCGCCCCCAGUAUCAGUGUGCUGAAAAUUAUAUUGAUAUAUGGGGGUCCAAUGAGGACAUCAGGUCUGCACUUCAAGAUCCUGAGAUAGUUCAGGCCACUUCUCCUUACAGCACAAAUGGAGGAAUAACUCUCAACAUCAGGUGGCUGGCGGCAGUCUUCUAUGCAGCCCUAAAUAUCUGCACGUUACGGGAAAUACCUUACCAACAAGGGCUGAAGGUACUCAGUGACUUGUGUCUCUCUGUGCAUCCGCAGACAUGUGGAAAGGAUAAGACUAACUGCCCAAGAUUCACUGUCACAGACUUUGUCAACCAAGCCUUUGCCAACACCCUAAAUCCUAGCAAUGUUUUCCCUUGGUUUGACUUGAUCACUGUGCAACUCAAGGAAACUCCCUUUAGCCAGCACCUAGGAAAAAGUGUGAUUCUUCAGGAACACUUAACUGUUCUUUACUCUGCUUCAUUUGGUAUCUCACUUUCCCAAGAAACAGAAGAAGAGAAAGAAGGAGAAGAGGAAGAAGAGGCUCCAGGCCCACAGUCCUGAAAGUCACGUUUUUCAGCUGCUGGGGGAAUCUUCAGACUGACCAGCAUGAUCUGCUUCCCAGGUCAGCCCCUUAAAUGGGACGGCCGUUGACUUUCACUGCUGGCAGUAGCGGCUGCUUUAUUUAGCAUUAGCUUGUUGGUAGAUUUACAAAAAUAGAAAGGUUUUGAUUAAUUUGAUGAUUAAUACCAAGCCGAGAAGGUGAAAUAUGUCAUAGUAUUGUGUUUGCCACAAACUGAGUGCUAAGGAAAAGGAAAAAUUGCACUAUUGGCUCUCAGAAUUGUAAGACAAAACCAUAUAUUCCCUCAAUCAGUGGUGAAUUUGGCUGCUGCAGAUCUCCAGUAUAACCUAAGCGUCCUGGCUCACCUAAGAACACAGUCUCUUGAUACUGACUCUUGUUCAAAAGUCUAAAUUUAGACAAUUCCAAUGUCAAUAUAGUUACAUUGUGCAACAUCUUUCCCAAAGCAGUCUAUAGGAAUAUAUUUAGAAUAAGAAAAAUGGAUGGAUAUGACAACACUGUGAUAAAAUAAAGAGAUGGGGCAAACCAGUUGACCAAGUUCUGAUUCUCUUCAUGCUUUUUAUUUCAACUAGAUAAGACUUUAUUUUUGUCUUGUCCUGUCAAAAGUUGUUUCAAUGAACCAUUCUUUUUAAGUAGGUUAUAUUUAUUUUAAUAAGUGCAAAUACAUUUACUUCCUAAAUGUGUUAUAAAUCUUUCCCCCCCCAAUAAUAAUGAUAACAAAAUAAAAAACAACAGUAGUAAUAGUAAUGGUGUCAAGGUUGGCAGACAAGAUGACAUGGUAUGGUCUGAGAACUCAGACUCUGAAACAAAAUUAUUCAGUGUAAAUGUAAAUUUCCAUGGUAUUAGGUUAAUCAUUUACAUGUUGGCUUUUGCAUAAUUGUGAGCCAGCCAAGCUCAGUGGCGUGAUGUUAGAGCACUUUUAGACUAAAUCUUGUUAGCUGAGUAUGGGAGGAAAUUAGCUAUUUCAUUCAAAUGUAAUGUCUGGCAUGAAUGCCAAUCUGAGAAACGGCUUCUUCUCUCUCAGUUGGAGGAAAUAAUAUAUUGAAUAUUCAGCCAAAUGCUAGGAUUUUUGAGUAGUUGUCACAGACCCUUCUGGCUUAGUAUAGCCCCAGAAGAGUUUUAAGAUUUUAAAAGUAAAAUGGAGGACAAAGAACAGUAAAAGUUUAUGAAGCCAUAUUGGUGUCUUAAUUCAGUUUUAGCAGCAAUAGUUGACUUAAAAUUUCUUCUGAGAAGAAAUCAUGGAUGAGUGAACCUUAACCUAGUUGCCGUUUAAGACAUGCUUGAGCAACACUACAAAGUAUAGUGUAUUAGGUAAACUCGAGGCCCAAAUCUAUAAUAAACGACAGAUUUCAACCCA